CUCGCAGUAAAGUUUUCCAGCAGAAAACUAAUAGGAGCUCUCUUAUAUCAGCAAUUAUCAGCGACGGUAACCAUAUUCAGUUACAAAGAAGAGAGAGAGAGAGAGAGAGAGAGGCAGACCAUCCGGGAAAUAAGAAAUAAUUGUUCCUCGUAAACUUUUACGCACAAAGGCAUUUUGGACAUCUUUUGUCGGAGCCUCAAGUCACUUUCGUUGAGUCUAUCUGAGUGAACACGUUGCUCAAGCUGCUCCUCUGGAAAACAUACUUUAUCACCCGACCGUUUCUUAUCUGGAGCGGAUUUAUUUGCUUAUUAUCCAGCGACUGGAUAACGAAGAAUCGCCCACGACUCGAGGUGCCCUAGGAGCUGCGUGAAAGUGUCUUUACUUGACCCGCUUUGUCCCAGGAGUCAGUACCCAUAUUCUUCCAAAUAGGACGAGUAUACGGUGUAAAAAUGUACCAAAGCCUUGCUUUGUCAUCCAACCAGUCCCCAUACGCACACGAUGCAGGGAACUAUAUUCACCCUUCGGCGAGUUCCCCAGUCUACGUGCCCACUACGAGGGUGCCUGCUAUGCUGCAAACCCUGCCGUACUUGCAGACAUGCGAGUCCGCCCAUCAGUCUCAUGGCCUCGGCGGGCAUCACGGCUGGCCUCAGUCUGGCACAGACAGUUCGUCUUUCAUCCCGGGCAGCCCCCAUCCACCUCCCGGGUUCUCCUACUCUCACAGCCCGCCAGUAAGCAGCAAUACCGGCAGGGACACAGCCUACCAGAACCAGCUAAUGCUUAGUAACGGUGGUCGGGUCGACCACUAUGGCAGCACUUUGGUGCGGUCAGUUGGAGGCUCAUACUCGAGUCCGUACGCGUAUAUGAGCCCCGAGAUGGCGACCUCUUGGACACCUGGGCACUUUGAGAGCGGCAUGAUCAGUCUUCAGGGACGGCAAGGUUGCCUGUCUGGGAGAAGGUCCAGUUUGGACAUGUCAGAGGAGUUCCCAGGAGAGGGGCGUGAGUGUGUAAACUGCGGCUCCAUCUCCACUCCUCUGUGGCGGCGGGAUGGUACUGGGCACUACCUGUGCAAUGCCUGCGGACUGUACCACAAGAUGAACGGAAUCAACAGACCGCUCAUCAAACCCCAGAAACGCCUGCAGACCACAUCUCGCCGGGCCGGCCUGUGCUGCACUAACUGUCACACCAGCACAACCACGCUGUGGCGUCGCAGCGCAGAGGGAGAGCCUGUCUGCAACGCCUGUGGCCUCUACAUGAAACUACAUGGGAUCCCCAGACCAAUGGCCAUGAAGAAGGAAAGCAUUCAGACAAGGAAACGGAAACCUAAGAUGCCCAAGUCCAAAACCUCAACAGGAGGUUCGUCAGCGUCAGGCACCAACUCCCCGUCCUCCGUGUCUGUCUCAGAACAUGCCUCUACUAUAAAGAGUGAACCCAACAUGGCCCCCUCCCCCUACGCCGGACAGACCAUAGCCUCUGUGUCCCAGGCUUCAUCACAUCUGGACAGUGCAGGAUCAGGACAUGUGGACAUCAAGUAUGAGGACUACACCUUCACUCCUACAUCUAUCACCCCACAGAACUCCUGGUGUGCUCUGUCUCAGGCGUGAGCUAGCUAGACCGCAGUUCACUUGGACCUGGUCCUGGGCCUGGACCCAGCAUAGCUCAGCUCACUGUGGAUAAUAUAGACUUGUGAAGAGAACUACCUAUUAUAGACCAACUGUUUUUCCCGUGGAUGAAGGGGAUGGAAAAACAGAAGGAAACGACGGCAAUCAAGUGGAAUGUAAAGAAAUUUGAACUUUUUUUGUGGCUACUAUCAAUACUAUAUCUAGUUGUUGUUGUUGUUGUUGUUGUUGUUGUUUUUGUUGUUGCCAUUAUUUAUGUUUUGCUGAUAUCACCAUCACAGUUUUACAUGGUGUUUCAAGAGAUAACCCAGAAAGAGUUCAAUAAGUUAUUACAGAGUGUUAAAGGGAGACUUCGGGAUGUUUCUACUUCCCCAGAGUCAGAUGAACUCAUGGAUACCAUUUCUAUGGCUCUGUGUCCAUUAUGAAGAAAGUUAGAGGUAGUUUCGCAAGCCAAUGCUAACUAGCGUUAGCGCAAUGACUGGAAGUGUAUGGGUAUCUG
Coregonus clupeaformis (lake whitefish) is the source of this 2115-nucleotide messenger RNA. RefSeq names its product transcription factor GATA-5. Gene Ontology annotation, biological process: negative regulation of transcription by RNA polymerase II; positive regulation of transcription by RNA polymerase II; cardiac muscle tissue development. The coding region runs from base 450 to 1601 and encodes 383 amino acids. Gene Ontology annotation, cellular component: nucleus. Gene Ontology annotation, molecular function: zinc ion binding; DNA-binding transcription factor activity, RNA polymerase II-specific; RNA polymerase II cis-regulatory region sequence-specific DNA binding. The record is from RefSeq and is a predicted model, not a curated record. Lineage: Eukaryota; Metazoa; Chordata; Actinopteri; Salmoniformes; Salmonidae. The transcript is spliced from 7 exons.